AUGAUGGACUUCAGGAAAUUCGAGGACGUAAGGAAGCAGCCAGAAGGUUUUAGCUCGGUGGAUAAAAAGGAGAAUCUUGUUUCCAACUUCAUGACUGAUCACAAACACCAACAACUUGAUUCUGGGAGUGCACUACAAAUGUUUCUUGAUCGCAUCCCCAUUAAUUCUAUCCCUGGCAUAAAAAAUUCUCCUGUUGUGGAAUUGAAAACUGGGGAUAGUGUAAAAGAUGCAAUACAUUUGUUAUAUGAGAAGAAUGUGUCUGGUGCUCCUAUAGCUGAUGAUGUAGAUCCUGAUACCAUUAUUUGGAGGUUUUCGGAUCGGUAUGUGGGGUUCAUUGAUUUUGCUGGCAUGGUUCUUUGGUCUCUUGAGGAAUGUGAAAAGGCUCAUAUCCGAACCAGAGGGACUGAUUGUGAUGAGAGUGGCAAAACUAGCAUGUUUACCUUUCUUAAAGAUAAUCCUCAAAUUGGGCAAGCCAAGGUUGGGGAGUUAGAGAAGUCAUACCUUUGGGAUCCAUUUCUCCCUGUACACUUGGAUGAUACACUAUUUCAUGUUCUGCUUCUUUUCUCCAACCACCAUCGGCUGCAAGUUGUGCCUGUAAUAGAGAGAUCCACCUUUCAGGGUAUUGGUUUUGUAACCCAGAAUGAAGUGAUACAGUUGUUGCUUCAAUCAAGUGGGCUGGAAUGGUUUGAUAGCAUUGCAGACAAGGCUUUAUCUGAGUUUCGUUUUGAAAGCGAAGAGCGCGUUUAUCUUGUAAAUGGAGAUCAAAGCUUGGCAGAAGCUCUUCAUAUUUUGUGGGAAAGCCAAAUUGGUGUAGUUGCCGUUGUGAAUCGUGAGAAUAAGAAGGUUAUUGGUUGCAUAAGGAACAGUGACGUUUAUCUUUUAUUAGAGAAUGAUGAACUACUUAGCCGCAGAAAGAGGCUAACCGUGGAGGAGUUCAUUCACACAGACACUUCCACAAAAAAUUCUGAUGGCACCAUUGAAGGGGACCUGGGGGCACUUUUUGUGGCCGGAGCUCUUCAAUUGAGAAACAGCUUCCUUCCCAAAAUGGACACCCCGGUAACCACCAAAAGGAGCAAUACUCUCAAGCAAGCCAUGGAAAACUUGGCAGAGACAAAAGGCGGUUUUUACUUUCUAGUAAAUGAUUCACAGCAGAUUACUGGUUUUCUGACAUUGAGAGAUAUCAUCAUUCAAUUUGCUCCACCAUGUAUAGAUUCAAGCAUUCAUGGAGGUGGUUUCUUUGAAUCUGUUCUAGAACAGACAGGGUGCCAGGUCAAAAAUGGAACUGUCUAUUGUGAUCAUUGA
Dovyalis caffra is the source of this 1302-nucleotide messenger RNA. The record is from the annotation of a GenBank genome assembly. Lineage: Eukaryota; Viridiplantae; Streptophyta; Magnoliopsida; Malpighiales; Salicaceae.